This is a messenger RNA of Drosophila serrata, 841 nucleotides long. It is a transcript of the gene Gem2, whose product is annotated as Gemin 2. NCBI's taxonomy places the organism in Eukaryota, Metazoa, Arthropoda, Insecta, Diptera, Drosophilidae. The record is from RefSeq and is a predicted model, not a curated record. Gene Ontology annotation, cellular component: SMN complex; nucleus; spliceosomal complex. Gene Ontology annotation, biological process: spliceosomal complex assembly; spliceosomal snRNP assembly.
UUGACAUUCUCUGCAAACGGUCACAUUGCUUGGCGGCUUCAACAAAAUUUUCGGGAAAAAAUAAAUAAGCAACUUAUAUUAACUAUAAAAAUGAACCAAGAUCCCGAAGAGCAAUCAUUUCAAAUGCAGGCCCUUGAAAUACGCGAACCGGAUGCCAAUUUUGAUCCAGAGAAGCCACCAGAGUCCGGGGAGGAGUACUUAAUGCACAUGGCCUACGAAAGGAAACGCUGCCCGGCUGUUGUGACCAAAAGAUCUUCGAAAAUCAAGGAUUCUCCUACCAACUGUUUAAUUAAUUACUCUUCCUUUUUUCAGCCCGCUUUGCCACCUUUUAGGUGCCUGCUUCCCACACCGGAAUGGCGACAGCAACAGGUAAAAUCCUUUCAAAUUGCUCGCUCCCAGGUGCUCAUCCUACGCAAGGAGCUGGCCCAGAAUAACUACGAUCAAGGGGCUGAACCGCCUCUAACCUCCGAUCAGGAGAAGUGGCAGGAAUUCUGCCGGAAUCAACAGCCCCUGCUCAGCACAAUACUGCAUUUGACUCAAAACGAUUUAGAGCAUCUCCUGGAAAUGCUAAGCAACUGGCUUCAAGCCGAGGAGGUAGAUCUUCUCCAGGAUGUAUGGCUAGCCCGCUGGCUGUAUGCCACCUUGGUGUGCCUGCAUCUGCCACUGGAACCAUAUGUCUUCAGCACUUUGCGUUACAUUGCUCGUUCCUGCAUCCAUCUCAGAAAUCAAUUGAAGGCUGAGGAAAGCCAGCGAGCAGCGCCCUAUAAUCUAUUACUAACACUUAUACUAGAUGUCUUUGCACAGACUGAUUUUAAGGAAUAUAUAUAAGCUUCUCAUCAUA